AUGGGAAUGCGAGGCAAGAGACAGAAGCCACCAAAAGAAGAUGAAAAUAUAUUGAAACUACCAUCUUAUAUUACUGUUGAAAUACUUUCAAGGCUUCCCGUCAAAACAAUCAUCCUUUGUAAAGCUGUUUGCAAAGCAUGGCGCAAUGCGCUCUUAGACCCGCAUUUUCCUCUUAUUCACCUUGCAAAAUCGUCCGUAAACCUAUUGCUUUGCAGAUUCCCCAGCUAUUGGUUGAUUGAAUUUGGAAAAGACUUCCGCAGGAAGAAAAUGUCAAAGUUCAAUGAUGAGAAUGUGCAUGGUGUUGGUGAACCAUCAAUGGUUGGUUCAUGCAAUGGCUUGCUUUGCUUGUCAAUCAAUUAUCCAGAAGAUUUUUAUGUGUGGAAUCCUGUUAGGAAUGAAUAUGUUACGCUGCCAAUGCCAAAUAUAAAGGCAGGGAAUCGAUUAUGCUCGUAUUCGGGGUUUGGAUUUUGUCCAAGGACUGAUACAUAUAAGGUGAUUAGAAUGGUUAGAUAUGGUAGUAUGCCUAGUAUGGCAUGGACGGGGUCAAGCAAUCAAGCAAUGUGCGAGGUUUACACACUUGGAACUAACACUUGGCGAACAAUUGAAGAUGUACCAGUCCCACAUUAUGGAGGUUUGAUUUGCAAGACGCCUUUCAAUGGCGCUGUGCACUGGAUUUGCUCUUUCAAAAUCAAUGAUGAAAAGUUUCCUUUAUGGAUUUGUGCUUUUAAAAUUGAAGAUGAGAAUUGGGCUUCCAUUCUCCUGCCACUUCCUCUUCUUGAAGUGCCUGGUUUAGAAUUUACUGAUCAACGAAAAGAGCUACUACUAUCAUGGUUGCAAUUAGGGGUGCUAGAUAAUUGUUUAGCUAUAUUUGAUAAAUCACAGGAUUCUUUGCUGAACAUUUGGAUGAUGAAGGAUUAUGGUGUUAGGGAAUCUUGGAUUAAAGGUUGGAGUGUUGAAAGUCGGAUGCCAUCUGAGAUUCAUGUUCCGUCACUUCUCCCAUUAAAGCUCACAAAAGAUGGAGACUUACUAAUGUUUGAUGAUUUCAAUAAAGCUCUUGUUUGCUUUAAUCCACAAAAGAGUAUGCCCUGCAAACAAAAGAUUUCUGGCCUUCCAAAAAUCAGCAAAGGCAUUGCAUAUGUUGCGAGCUUUAUAUCUCCAAUAAAAGCCAUGAAGGAAGAAUGUUAG
Messenger RNA from Durio zibethinus, 1185 nucleotides. RefSeq names its product F-box protein CPR1-like. The record is from RefSeq and is a predicted model, not a curated record. NCBI's taxonomy places the organism in Eukaryota, Viridiplantae, Streptophyta, Magnoliopsida, Malvales, Malvaceae. Gene Ontology annotation, molecular function: protein binding.